Messenger RNA from Cebus imitator (Panamanian white-faced capuchin), 3583 nucleotides. RefSeq names its product mutS homolog 3 (gene MSH3). Gene Ontology annotation, cellular component: nucleus. The coding region runs from base 71 to 3445 and encodes 1124 amino acids. The transcript is spliced from 24 exons. Gene Ontology annotation, biological process: mismatch repair; mitotic recombination; somatic recombination of immunoglobulin gene segments. Lineage: Eukaryota; Metazoa; Chordata; Mammalia; Primates; Cebidae. Gene Ontology annotation, molecular function: mismatched DNA binding; ATP binding; ATP-dependent DNA damage sensor activity. The record is from RefSeq and is a predicted model, not a curated record.
CUGGGAACUGAGGCCGCGGGCUCGCGCUCCCGGCUGUGUCCUGCCUCCGGGCUGCCAUCCUUGCCCUGCCAUGUCUCGCCGGAAGCCUGCGUCGGGCGGCCUCGCUGCCUCCAGCCCAGCCCCUGCGAGGCAAGCGGUUUUGAGCCGAUUUUUCCAGUCUACGGGAAGCCUGAAAUCCACCUCUUCCUCCGCGGGUGCAGCCGACCAGGUGGACCCAGACGCCGCAGCGCCCCCAGCGUCCACUUUCCCGCCCCAGCUGCCGCCGCACGUGACUACAGAAAUUGACAGAAGUAGGAAGAGACCAUUGGAAAAUGAUGGGCCUGUUAAAAAGAAAGUAAAGAAAGUCCAAGAAAAAGGAGGAGGAAGUGACCUGGGAAUAUCUGGCAACUCUGAGCCAAAGAAAUGUCUGAGGACGAGGAAUGUUUUAAAGUCUCUGGAAAAAUUGAAAGAAUUCUGCUGCGAUUCUGCCCCUCCUCAAAAUAGAGUCCAGACAGAAUCUCUGCAGGAGAGAUUUGCAGUUCUGCCCAAAUGUACUGAUUUUGAUGAUAUCAGUCUUCUACGUGCAAAGAAUGCAGUUUCUUCUAAAGAUUCGAAAUGUCAAAUUAAUCCAAAGGACACAACACUUUGUGAUCUCAGUCAUUUUGGAUCAUCAAAUACAAGUGAUGAAAAUUUACAGAAAACUGAUUCUAAACCAGCUAACAAACGGUCCAAAAGCAUCUAUACGCCGCUAGAAUUACAAUACAUAGAAAUGAAGCAGCAGCACAAAGAUGCAGUUUUGUGUGUGGAAUGUGGAUAUAAGUACAGAUUCUUUGGGGAAGAUGCAGAGAUUGCAGCCCGGGAGCUCAAUAUUUAUUGCCAUUUAGAUCACAACUUUAUGACAGCAAGUAUACCUACUCACAGACUGUUUGUUCAUGUGCGCCGCCUGGUGGCAAAAGGAUAUAAGGUGGGUGUUGUGAAGCAAACUGAAACUGCAGCAUUAAAGGCCAUUGGAGACAACAGAAGUUCACUCUUUUCUCGGAAAUUGACUGCCCUUUAUACAAAAUCUACGCUCAUUGGAGAAGAUGUGAAUCCCCUAAUCAAGCUGGAUGAUGCUGUAAAUGUUGACGAGAUAAUGACCGAUACUUCUACCAGCUAUCUUCUGUGCAUCUCUGAAAAUAACGAAAAUGUUAGGGACAAAAAAAAGGGAAACGUUUUUAUUGGCAUUGUGGGAGUGCAGCCUGCCACAGGCGAGGUUGUGUUUGAUAGCUUCCAGGACUCUGCUUCUCGUUCAGAGCUAGAAACCCGGAUGUCAAGCCUGCAGCCGGUAGAGCUGCUGCUUCCAUCGGCCUUGUCCGAACAAACAGAGAUGCUCAUCCACAGAGCCACAUCUGUUAGUGUGCGAGAUGACAGAAUUCGAGUUGAAAGGAUGGAUAACACUUAUUUUGAAUACAGUCAUGCUUUCCAGGCAGUUACAGAGUUUUAUGCAAAAGAUACAGUUGACUUCAAAGGUUCUAAAAUUAUUUCUGGCAUCAUUAACUUAGAGAAGCCUGUGAUUUGCUCUUUGGCUGCCAUCAUAAAAUACCUUAAAGAAUUCAACUUGGAGAAGAUGCUCUCCAAACCUGAGAAUUUUAAACAGCUGUCAAGUAAAAUGGAUUUUAUGACAAUUAAUGGAACAACAUUAAGGAAUCUGGAAAUCCUACAGAAUCAGACUGAUAUGAAAACCAAAGGAAGUUUGCUCUGGGUUUUAGACCACACUAAAACUUCAUUUGGGAGACGGAAGUUAAAGAAGUGGGUGACCCAGCCACUCCUUAAAUUAAGGGAAAUAAAUGCCCGACUUGAUGCCGUAUCUGAAGUUCUCCAUUCAGAAUCUAGCGUGUUUGGUCAGAUAGAAAAUCAUCUACAUAAAUUGCCUGACAUAGAGAGAGGACUCUGUAGCAUUUAUCACAAAAAAUGUUCUACCCAAGAGUUCUUCUUGAUUGUCAAAACCUUGUAUCACUUAAAGUCAGAAUUUCAAGCAAUAAUACCUGCUGUUAAUUCCCACGUUCAGUCAGACUUGCUCCGGACCAUUAUUUUAGAAAUUCCUGAACUCCUCAAUCCAGUAGAGCAUUACCUAAAGAUACUCAAUGAACAAGCUGCCAAAGUUGGGGAUAAAACUGAAUUAUUUAAAGACCUUUCUGACUUCCCUUUAAUAAAAAAGAGGAAGGAUGAAAUUCAAGGUGUUAGUGACAAGAUCCGAAUACAUUUGCAAGAAAUAAGAAAAAUACUAAAAAAUCCUUCUGCACAAUAUGUGACAGUAUCAGGACAGGAGUUUUUGAUCGAAAUAAAGAACUCUGCUGUGUCUUGUAUACCAACUGAUUGGGUAAAGGUUGGAAGCACAAAAGCUGUGAGCCGUUUUCACUCUCCUUUUAUUGUAGAAAAUUACAGACAUCUGAAUCAGCUCCGGGAGCAGCUAGUCCUUGACUGCAGUGCUGAAUGGCUUGAUUUUCUAGAGAAAUUCAGUGAACAUUAUCACUCCUUGUGUAAAGCAGUGCAUCACCUAGCAACUAUUGACUGCAUUUUCUCCCUGGCCAAGGUCGCUAAACAAGGAGAUUACUGCAGACCAACUGUACAAGAAGAAAGAAAAAUCUUAAUAAAAAAUGGAAGGCACCCUGUGAUUGAUGUGUUGCUGGGAGAACAAGAUCAAUAUGUUCCCAAUAGUACAGAUUUAUCAGAGGACUCAGAGAGAGUAAUGAUAAUUACUGGACCAAACAUGGGUGGAAAGAGCUCCUACAUAAAACAAGUUGCAUUGAUUACCAUCAUGGCUCAGAUUGGCUCCUAUGUUCCUGCAGAAGAAGCAACAAUUGGGAUUGUGGAUGGCAUUUUCACGAGGAUGGGUGCUGCAGACAAUAUAUAUAAAGGACGGAGUACAUUUAUGGAAGAACUGACUGACACAGCAGAAAUAAUCAGAAAAGCAACAUCACAGUCCUUGGUUAUCUUGGAUGAAUUGGGAAGAGGGACGAGCACCCAUGAUGGAAUUGCUAUUGCCUAUGCUACACUUGAGUAUUUCAUCAGAGAUGUGAAAUCCUUAACCCUGUUUGUCACCCAUUAUCCGCCAGUUUGUGAACUAGAAAAAAAUUACUCACACCAGGUGGGUAAUUACCACAUGGGCUUCUUGGUCAGUGAGGAUGAAAGCAGACUGCCUCCAGGUGAAGAACAAGUCCCUGAUUUUGUCACUUUCCUUUAUCAAAUAACUAGAGGAAUUGCAGAAAGGAGUUAUGGAUUAAAUGUGGCUAAACUAGCAGAUGUUCCUGGAGAAAUUUUGAAGAAAGCAGCUCACAAGUCAAAAGAGCUGGAAGGAUUAAUAAAUACGAAAAGGAAGAGACUAAAGUAUUUUGCAAAGUUAUGGACAAUGCAUAAUGCACAAGACCUGCAGAAGUGGACAGAGGAGUUGGAAAUGGAAGAAACACAGACUUCUCUUCCUCAUUAAAAUGAAGACUACAUUUGUGAACAAAAAAUGGAGAAUUAAAAAUACCAACUGUGCAAAAUAACUCUCCAGUAACAGCCUAUCUUUGUGUGACAUGUGAGCAUAAAAUUAUGACCAUGGUAUAUUCCUACUGGAAACAGA